Molecule: messenger RNA, 780 nt
Organism: Cladocopium goreaui
Lineage: Eukaryota; Dinophyceae; Suessiales; Symbiodiniaceae
Source: the annotation of a GenBank genome assembly
CAGGCCUUAACGAACUUCUUCGGCUCCUUGCCCCGGACCAUGAUGACUUUGUAUCAAGGCAUUUCUGGUGGCAUUGAUUGGUACAACGCCGUUGAGGUCCUCGCGCCCGUCAGUCCAAUCUGUGAGUAUGUGUUUUCGGCGUAUGUGUUCUUUACAGUAUUUUGCUGCUUGAAUAUCAUUACCGGAAUCUUUGUGGAUAAUGCCAAAGCUCUCAAAGUCGCAGAUCUGGAAAACAUGCAUCAAGAGGCCAGACGCGAAAGGAAAAAGUGGAUUUCGGAGGUGGCUGAGCUGUUCUCAAAAAUUUCCGAAAACAACGAAGGGCGACUUGCACGGGAAGACUUUGUGCACCAUCUCAACCAUUCAGAUCGAAUUGCCACUUGCUUUCACAAGCUUGGAAUCAACACAGAGACAACGAAUACCGACGAGCUCUGGCAGCUGUUUGACUUUGGGGAGAGCGGCUCCAUAGACCAGGACGAGUUUGCGAUCGGCAUCAAGCAGUUUCAUGGCCAAGCUCGCAGCAUUGACCUCUACAAACUUCGGAAGGAAAUGAGAGAGGUCGCGAAGAGCGUGAAGAAGAUCGUUACUUCCAUUGAGCAUGACAAAUGAGCUUCAGUUGCUGAAUCAACGGCUUGCCCUUUUUUCCCUCUCUUGGGCGAGGGAGUCUAGCAGAGCAUGCGAUGCAAUGGCACGGCAUUCCUGAAAGCGCACAAAGUGCGCAACAGAUGGAAUCAAAGGCAGCGGGUGCACCCAUUUGAUUUUUUCGGGAUUCCAAAGCCAUUG